This is a messenger RNA of Oreochromis aureus, 1976 nucleotides long. RefSeq names its product dimethylarginine dimethylaminohydrolase 2 (gene ddah2). Gene Ontology annotation, biological process: arginine metabolic process; positive regulation of nitric oxide biosynthetic process. The record is from RefSeq and is a predicted model, not a curated record. The coding region runs from base 432 to 1304 and encodes 290 amino acids. NCBI's taxonomy places the organism in Eukaryota, Metazoa, Chordata, Actinopteri, Cichliformes, Cichlidae. The transcript has 7 exons. Gene Ontology annotation, molecular function: dimethylargininase activity; amino acid binding.
ACCGCUGAUUGAAUCCGGCCAUUCGGCGGAGAGAAAGGAGCUGGAGAGUAACGGGAACUCGGCUGCUUUGGAAAUUAAAUUAAAAUAGAGGGAAAACGGCGACGAAAGCGGAUACCCGGGACCUAAAACAGGCUGGGAUUAUUUGCUUCCCAUGUUUGGGAUAAUAGAUGUUGAAGUGCACUAAUUAAAGAAGAGGCAAAGACCAGGCUGAAGAUGCUUCCCAUUCUCUUCUUGGAUCUACUUCUUCACAAGCUUAGCUUAGUUUAGAGCAUUUUCCUCCGGCGUCUUAAUAAUACCGAGACUGUGAGAGAGAAGACCACAAACAGAUAAACGUUCACGUCCUUUUAUUGCCUCUUGUUCCUCUCCUGGCAGAGCCAGCUUAGUGAGAUUUUUGGCACAGCCCCAAUAUUUGCUACCACAUUAUUGAAACCAUGGCAAACAUGUGCCCUUAUGGCCAUUUCACGCACGCUGUGGUGAGGGGCAUUCCAGAGACCUUUGGAAAGAAAGCAGGGGACAGCCAGGAGAACGGGGAGGUUUCGGUGGACCUGGCCAAAGCUCAGCGUCAGUUCGGUUGCCUGACUGGAGCGUUGAGGCAGAAGGUGGGCCUGCAGCUGAUCGAGAUCCCCCCUGACCCCGAGCUGCCAGAAAGCUGGAAGAUAGAGGAUGUGGCUGUCAUCCACGGAGACACGGCGCUCAUCACCAGGCCCUUCAAACAGCAGAGACAAAGCGAGGUGGAGGCGGUGAGGAGGGUGAUGUCGGAGCUCAACCUGACUGUGGUGGAGAUGGACAGAGAGCAGGGCGAUUCUGUAGGGGCCACACUGGAGGGCAGCGACAUCCUCUUCACGGGAAGGGAGUUCUUUGUCGGCAUCUCCUCCCACACCAACCGCAGAGGGGCGGAGGUGCUGGCAGACACCUUCAGGGACUUUGCAGUGUCGACUGUCCCCGUCUGUGAUGGAGCCCGACUGAAAAACAUCUGCUCCAUGGGAGGCCCAAACACCAUCAUCUUCAGCAACAGUGAUGGGGCCAAGAAAACACUCCGGAUGAUGGAACAGCUGACGGAUCACCACUACGAUGUGCUCACCGUCCCAGAGGAGUCAGCAGCAAACUGUAUUUACAUCAAAGGUCCGUCCAAACGGGACUUCCUGCUGCACCGACCAGCAGACGAAUGCCCUGACAGCGUUUCUGCCUUCCAGAAGCUGCAGGACUACACCCUCCUGCCGACAGCCUGCAGCGAGGCCUCCAAGCUGGGAGCGUCUCUGUCCUCGCUCUGCCUCCUUGUCAACAGAAAGCAUACAUAUUUCUGAAAACACGCCCACGCCACUCAGCAUUUAUCUGCAGGUGUUCGCAGUGGUGGGGGUAGUGAUACUAAUGUGCAGUAUUUUGAGACAGAACCAGCCACCUGAUUCACUGCACCACUACCCCCUCUGCUGAACGAACAGCGCUGCACAGUGUCCUUAAAUCUACUCAUGAAACCACUAAAUGAAGCUGUAGUUUUGCACUGUUCCAACUCUUUCACAGUUCACCAAAGUAAAACCGUAACCCCACAGGAAAGAGUCUUCACUGCAAGUUUUAUUCUGUAUAUGUGCCGCUGUUCAAUACCUUUUUAGACCAAAGUGUGAAGGAAAAGCCAAAUGCAACACUCAGCCCAGCAUUUUUGAACUUUUCUCAUCGAAUUGAUGUAAUCUGGGUCCAGUAAAGGGGCAUUACGUCUACUUUCCAGAAAUCUGAUCUAAUCUGUCUCUAAACAUUACUGCUUGUGAUAGUCCCUUUAAAUGUUUUCUUGGCUAACCUAAGACUUGGUGCCCACAUUUACUACAGUGUACAGCUUUCAUAUCCACAUUUCAGUACUUGGGUAUUAACUGUUUUUAAAUUGCAGACCAUUUGUAGCUGCUAGGUGUGGAGAUCGAUUUGAUUUAGCUUUGCAGCGUAUGAAUUUGUCCCAUGUGUAGAAAUAUUAAAAUCCCGCUUUUAACUUU